Orcinus orca (killer whale) is the source of this 6913-nucleotide messenger RNA. RefSeq names its product F-box and leucine rich repeat protein 18 (gene FBXL18). The coding region runs from base 3434 to 5290 and encodes 618 amino acids. The transcript is spliced from 4 exons. Gene Ontology annotation, biological process: SCF-dependent proteasomal ubiquitin-dependent protein catabolic process. NCBI's taxonomy places the organism in Eukaryota, Metazoa, Chordata, Mammalia, Artiodactyla, Delphinidae. Gene Ontology annotation, molecular function: protein binding. The record is from RefSeq and is a predicted model, not a curated record. Gene Ontology annotation, cellular component: SCF ubiquitin ligase complex.
GGGGGUGGCGCUUGGCAUGCUGGGGGCAGAGAUGGGGAACAACCGAGGUGCCCGACUGAGGCCCCGCACAGCCUGGCAGUGGUGGGGCACUUGCAGGGAUGAUAUGGCAAAAGCCAGGGGCCCAAAAGUGCAGGUAGUGUGCCAUCUGGGCCAGAGCACAGGUAGAGCAGGCGCUCUUCUGGAAGGGUCUUGGGCCUUGGCACUGGGCCAGGAGGGAGACUGACUUCCUGGUAGGUACCCAGGAGUGGACGUGCGUCAGUGUUGGGCUUUCCUGUGGAGUUAAGCACAGUUGGAGGCACCACCUCUCCCCACCAGUGGCAUCCGAGAGUUCUGGUUGCUCUGCAUCCUCGCCAACACUUGGUGGUGUCAGUCUCUUCAGUUUAGCCAUUGUGAUGCGUGGGAGGUGGUACCUCGUUGUAGUUUUAACUUGUAUUCUUUGGUGGAGGAUGCUGUCGAUUAUGCUUUCUUCAGGUGCGUGGGCCAUUUGUAUAUCUUCUCAGAAGUGUCUGUGCAAGGCUUUUGCCCAUUCAUUAUUGUCUAUCUUUUUCUUAGUGAGUUUUGGGAGUUCCAUAUAUAUUCUGGUACAAGUCCUUUGUGGGGUGUGUUGUGAAUAUUUUCUCUUAUAGUCUGUGGCUUGCCGUUUCAUUUUAAUUAAUAGUGUCUUUUGAAGAGCAUAAGUUUUUAAUUUUGGUGAGGUCCAAUUUAUUGAAUUUUUGAGUUCAUGCUCUUUGUAUUCCGUUGAAGAAAUCUUUGUGAAACCUGAGGCCAUGAAGAUUUUCUCCUAUGUUGUCUUUCUUCUUUUUAACUUUUUAGAAAAUUUUAAUUUAUUUUUUUGGCUGUGUUGGGUCUUUGUUGCUGCACGCGGGCUUUUCUCUAGUUGCGGCGAGCAGGGGCUACUCUUCAUUGUGGUGCACAGGCUUCUCUUGUUGCGGAGCACAGGCUCUAGGCGCGUGGGCUUCAGUAGUUGUGGCACGUAGGCUAAUAGUUGUGGCUUGCGGGCUUAGUUGCUCCGCGGCAUGUGGGAUCUUCCCAGACCAGGGCUCGAACCCGUGUCCUCUGCACUGGCAGGUGGAUUCCUAACCACUGCGCCACCAGGGAAGCCCCUCUAUCUAUUUUUUUAAUAGGGUUGUUUCUUUGCUAUUGAGUUGUAUGAGUUCUCUGUGCAUUUCGGAUAUUAACCCCUUAUCAGAUAUAUGAUUUGCAGUAUCUUUUCCCAUUUAAUAGGCUGCCUUUCAUUUUGUUGCUGGUUCCCUCUGCUGUGCAGAAACUGCUCAGGUGAUGCAGUUCCUCUUGUUUCUUUUUGCUUCUAUUGUUUUUGGUGUCAGAUUUCAAAAAAUCAUCACUAAGACUGAUGUCAAGGAGCUUAUUACUACUUAUAUUUUCUUCUAGGAGCUUUAUGGUUCCUGGUCUUACGUUCAAGUGUUUAAUCCAUUUUGGGUUAAUUUUGGUGUAUGGUGUAGAUAGUGGUCCAGUUUCAUUCUUUUGCCUGUGGCUGUCCAGUAUUCCCAGCACCCUUCUAUGUUGUCUUAUAGAAGUUUAUAGGUUUAGCUCUUAUGGCAGGUCUGUGAUCCUUUUGUGUUCAUCUCCACAUAUGCCGUGAGGUCAGGGUGAGGCUCACUGUUCUGCACACAGCUAUUCACGCCUUCCACCACUACUUACUGAAAAGAUUAUCCUGUCCUCGCCGAAUUGCCUGCAACCUGGAAAAUCAGUUGAUGACCUAUUUUAAAGAUAAACAGAGGCCUUGCUCUUAACUCAAAUUUUAGGGGACUUGGAGGGGCUCCUACUGCUGUUGCUGGCUGGGCAGUGAUGCCUUUGAAACCCAGAAUGAGGUCCCUUAGAGCUCAGUCUCUUUCUGUGAGAGCACUGUGCUCCUCCCUGAUGGAGAGCUGAACUUACUCCCCAAAGCGCUGAGGUCAGGCUUCCUGCCCACGAGGGUUCUUUACUGUAGAGGAAGGGCAGGUGCACAGUCUGUCUGGAGCGUUUAGAAUGUGUGUCCUUCGUCUGCACAGUUCUGUGUGUGUGCAUUUGCUGUAGAGAAGUGAUCAUGUGCACAAGCCUUGUGUACAUGGAUGCUGUGUUGUCUGAAGGCCUUGGUGGCCACUGGGCCCCCGACUGGACAUACUGUGGCUCCCUAGGCCGUCCAGGCCAGGUUUUUGAGGAGCAUAUAAUGAUAUGAAAGUGCACGUGACGUAAAGGAAAGUGACAGCGAAAGAACGCUUCCAGGGCGUGAUUCCACUAUGUGAUUUCAAAAAACCCCACCUAACAGAAAACUUCCCAUCCUAACCACUUUUUUUUUUUUUUUGGAUAUGUUAGGUCUUCGUUGCUGUGUGCAGGCUUCUCAUUGCAGUGGCUUCUCUUGUUGCGGAGCACAGGCUAUAGGUGCUCAGGCUUCAGUAGUUGUGGCACGUGGGCUCAGUAGUUGUGGCGCACGGGCUUAGUUGCUCCAUGGCAUGUGGGAUCUUCCCGGACCAGGGCUCUAACCUGUGUCCUCUGCACUGGCAAGCGGAUUCCUAACCACUGCACCACCAGGGAAGUCCUCUAACCACUUUUUUUUUUUUUUUUUUUUUUUUUUGUCGUACGCGGGCCUGUCACUGUUGUGGCCUCUCCGGUUGCGGAGCACAGGCUCCGGACACUCAGGCUCAGCGGCCAUGGCUCACGGGCCCAGCCGCUCCGCGGCAUGUGGGAUCUUCCCGGACCAGGGCACGAACCCGUGUCCCCUGCAUCGGCAGGCGGACUCUCAACCACUGCGCCACCAGGGAAGCCCCCCUAACCACUUUUAAGUGUACCAUUUCGUUAGCCCUAAGUACAUUCACAGUGUUACGCAACCAUCAUCACUCUUUCCGAAACUUUCUCAUCGCCUUAAACAGAAACUCUGGAGCUAUUAAGCAAUAGCUCCCAUGUCCCCUUUGCCCAGGCCUCUGGUAACCUCUGUUCUACUUUCUCUUCCUGGUUUUGCCUGUUCUGGAUCUUUCAUAUAAGUGAUCAUACAACAUGUGAUCUUUAUGACUGGCUUCUUUGGGCAUCAUGUCCUCAAGGUUCACUCAUGCUGUAGCAGCGUCAGGAUCUCAUUCCUCUCCAUGCCGAGUAGAAUUCCACUGCAUGGAUGGACCCCAUUGCCUUUACCUGUUCAUCCGUUGAUGGACGGCUGGGUUGUUGCCGCCUUCCGGUUGUUGUGAACAGUUCUCCGUGGACAUGGGUGUGCAGGAGCCUGAGUCCCCGCUUUCAGUCCCCUUUGGGUGUACACCUGGCUGUGGAACUGUGGGUCACGUGGUAACUCUGUUUGGCUUUCGGAGGAGCCACCAGACUUUUCCACAGGGGCUGCCCCAUUUUCCGUUCCCGCCUGGCUGAGGCUCCUGACUGUCGGUGGAAGGCCAGCGAGGACAAGGUGAAGCAGCUGGUGACGGAGAUCGGCUGGGAGAUCCAGCAGCUCAGCAUGGCCGGCUGCUACUGGCUGUCGGGCAGCACGGUGGAGCACGUGGCCCGCUGCCGCGGCCUGGUGAAGGUGAACCUCUCGGGCUGCCACCUGACCUCCCUGCGCCUCUCCAAGGUUCUGUCGGCCCUGCAGCGCCUGCGCUCCCUGGCCAUUGACGUGAGCCCCGGCUUCGACGCCAGCCAGCUGAGCGGUGAGUGCAAGGCCACGCUGAGCCGUGUGCGGGAGCUCAAGCAGACGCUGUACACGCCCUCGUACGGCGUGGUGCCCUGCUGUACCAGCCUCGAGAAGCUGCUGCUGUACUUCGAGAUCCUGGACCGCACGCGCGAGGGCGCCGUGCUCUCGGGCCAGCUCAUGGUGGGCCAGAGCAACGUGCCGCGCUAUCAGCACCUGCGUGUCUUCUACGCCCGCCUGGCCCCCGGCUACAUCAACCAGGAGGUGGUGCGCCUUUACCUGGCUGUGCUCAGCGACCGCACGCCCGAGAACCUGCACGCCUUCCUCAUCUCCGUGCCCGGCAGCUUUGCUGAGAGCGGGGCCACCAAGAACCUCCUGGAGUCCAUGGCCCGCAACGUGGCGCUGGACGCGCUGCAGCUGCCCAAGUCCUGGCUCAACGGCUCGGCCCUCCUCCAGCACAUGAAGUUCAGCAGCCCCUUCUACUUCAGCUUCAGCCGCUGUGCCCUGUCCGGCGGCCACCUGAUCCGGCGCGUCAUCGACGGCGGCAGGGACCUCCGGAGCCUGGCUGGCCUGAACCUCAGCGGCUGUGCGCACUGCCUGGCGCCCGACUCCCUGCUGCGCAAGGCAGAGGACGACAUCGAUAGUGGCAUCCUGGAGACGCUGGUGGCAGCCUGCGGCAACCUGCGACACCUCAACCUCUCGGCUGCCCACCACCACAGCCCCGAGGGCCCCGGCCGGCACCUGUGCCAGCUGCUGGCACGGCUCUGCCACCUGCGCUCCCUGUCGCUGCCCGUCUGCGCCGUCGCUGACUCGGCGCCACGGGCCGACCGCGCGCCCGUCCAGCCUGCCACGCACGCUGUGCCCCGCGGCUUCGGCAAGAAGGUCCGCAUCGGCGUGCCGUCCGGCCCCGACCCUUUCUCCGGGCAGGCGGGCCCCCUGCCGUCCUCUGUGUUCUGGUCGCUGCUGAAGAGCGUGCCCUUCCUGGACCGCCUCGAGCUGAUUGGGUCCAACUUCUCGUCUGCCAUGCCGCGCAACGAGCCCGCCAUCCGCAACUCGCUCCCCCCCUGCGGCCGGGCACAGAGCGUGGGGGACUCGGAGGUGGCCGCCAUCGGCCAGCUGGCCUUCCUGAGGCACCUGACGCUGGCCCAGCUGCCCAGCAUCCUGACAGGCUCCGGGCUGGUCAGCAUCGGCGUCCAGUGCCAGCAGCUCCAGUCCCUGUCCCUGGCCCACCUGGGCACGAUGGGCAAGGUGGCCUACACUUCGGCCCUCGCGGACAUGCUGAAGCACUGCAAGCGGCUGAAGGACCUCAGGCUGGAGCAGCCCUACUUCAGCGCCAACGCCCAGUUCUUCCAGGCGCUGAGCCAGUGCUCUGCGUUGCAGCGCCUGUGCCUGGUGUCCCGCAGUGGCACCCUACAGCCCGAGGCCGUGCUGGCCUUCAUGGCGCGCUGUCUGCAUGUGGUCGUGUGCCACCUGUUCACCGGCGAGUCGCUCAGCACCUGCCGGAGCCUGCAGCAGUCCCUCCUCCGCAGUUUCCAGGCCGAGCGGCCCGCGCUGAACGUCGUCAUCUUCCCUCUGCUCCACGAGGGCCUGACCGAUGUCAUCCGAGACGUUCCCAUGGUGCACCUGGACGAGGUCACCUUAUUUAAAAGCAGAGUGGCUGAGGAGCCGCCAAAUCUGUGGUGGUGACAGGAGUGGGCCCCCACCGGCCCGUCGCCGCCUGUGGCCGCUGCGUCUCCGUGGCUGAGGAAGCAGGACUGCCCCGGUCAGGUGUGUGGCUUCCGGCCUUGCCACGGCCGCCGCGGCUGCUCCCCUGCCCGAGGACGCCGGAUGCCCGGUGGGUCACCGGAGGAAGGAAGCCCCCUCCCCAGCCCUUAGGGGCCUCCUCUUGUGAGGAGUCUGUGCUCAGUGACGCUCUGGCUGAGAUGCGUGAGGCAGCGGCGGCAGGGUCGGUUGUCGGGCGACCUGCGGGCCUGGCCGGCGUGGUCUUGGGCUGAGACACCCAUCGCCAGGACGCUGACUCCUUGGGGGCCAGGUCCCCAGAGCACCACGUGGCCCCACGGCCGUCCCCCAGCCCCCAGGAGAGGCCCUGUGCUCCUGGUCACCUGCCUCGGGCUCUGGUGGGCGGCUGGGAGCCCGAGGCGGGGGGGGCUUGCAGGUGCUGUGGCGGAUUUGGGCUCUCCCCUCCUUCCAGUUAACCCAUUUACACCUCUGGUGUGCGUCCAGCCACGUGACGUCAGACAGGUUCGGGCCAGCAGCGGGCUGCUGGGCAGGGAAGCUGCAGGUCCCUGUGAAGGUCUCUGUUUCUGGGGAAACACGGAUAGACCUGCUUCAUUAGAAAACCUUGAAAUAUUAAAACCCAGAAGGGAUGUGUGGGGCUGGAGGAGUGAUCACAUUACCCCGUUUCAGACAGCUUUAUUUAGCACUUUAAAAAAAUGCAACGCAGCUAUUCCCAAAACGAGGGACGUCCUCCCAGUGUCCUGGGCCUCCCGCCACGUGCCGCCCACUGCUUCUGCCUUGUCAGCCGCGAGACUCCCCCAGAGCCGUCAUCCCUGCGGCUGGUGGGCUUCUGAGGGGCCCCAGUUGGGUUCCCUGCACCCAGCGUCUUGCCCCAACGCUCCCGGUGACGCUCCUGGAGACUUCCAGGGAAGGCUGAGUGGCGUCGGGGCGGCUUCCAGCCGGGGGUACCUGGGUCUCCGCAGAGGUUGCCUCCCCAGGACCCCAGGGACUGGUCCCAUCUUGCCCCGGCCUCCCUCUCCCUCUGGGCUGGGGGUGCAGGUUCCCCAGGCCCUCCUCACCGCUGCGGCCCGUCUCGGCUGCCGUCCACUCUGUGGCCCCCAGCCCAGCCCGCUUCCCACUCUGUUCCAUGUGAUGGUCGCCUCGUGUCGUAUAGUGUGUCCUAUAGUUUGCCUGUUGCAGGGCCCGGUACCUGGACCCUGGGCCUGUGUUCGCCUGCCCUUCCCUGGGUUCUCAAGGGGCAGACAGUUCAGCAGUCCCCGCCCUGCCAGGCCGAGGGGGUCCAGGAGGCCUUCCGAUGGUGGAAGUGCUUGGAGGGCCAGGGUCUCGGGACGCACACAGGCCCCCGAGUGCUCCAGUCGAUUCUCCCUAAGCGCAGUCUGUCUGGCGGCCUCCACCCGUCCCCGCGGCCCCGGCCCUGCUCUCACCUCCCCGCAGCACCGGGUGGAGCUGGGUCUCCUCCCCCUGCGCUGUGGUUUUCUUGCCGAGGGUGCAGUUGUCUCCUCUCUGGAGCAUGGGGUGCCCUCCUCCCUCCCUCCCCAGCUUCCGCUGGCGGCUCUUCGCCUCCUGCCCAGA